Molecule: messenger RNA, 3246 nt
Organism: Mucor velutinosus
Lineage: Eukaryota; Fungi; Mucoromycota; Mucoromycetes; Mucorales; Mucoraceae
Exons: 7
Coding region: 1-3246 (1081 amino acids)
Biological process (GO): nuclear-transcribed mRNA catabolic process, deadenylation-dependent decay
Molecular function (GO): RNA binding
Source: RefSeq, a predicted model, not a curated record
AUGAAUAGUAACCAUGUUUCAAGUGGUUUGAAUCAAUGGUACGACCAAGAGCAGGAACAUGACGAUGAAGACGGCAAUAGACUUUUACGCAGACCUCGUGCAGACACGAUGCCAACGCAAUCCACAUCGCACCUCAUGAUUGAUCCAAAUAGACAUCAUCAUUGGAUAAACGAAUCUAUUCAGAGUCCAACCACACCAACAACAGAUCAGCUACUCAAGGGCGAUGACAACAACACGAUUGCAAGCACAUUUGCUUCGCUGGGUCUGGAUGACACUGCACCAUCGUCCUCGGCAUCUCAUGCUAUUCACUCUAGCCAUUCGUACUCUUCUCUCCAGACGCUGGCAGAGAACCACGAAUGGUACAAUACGCAUUAUUUCAGGGGCGAGGACCUUCGUACCUCGGUUGCCAAUCUGCGAUUCUCUCAUCAGCAGCAGCAGCAGCAGCAGCAGCAGAACCGACCCCGUGCUAUGAGCGCUGUGGACCAACAACAGCAGCAACUACUACUACAUCAGCAGCAGGAAGAGAACAGCCCCCUUUUGCCUCAUCGAUCCAUUUGGUAUUCGGAUAUCAACAAGCAGCAACAACAGCAGCAAUUCAACAAUCGUCCAUUUCUGAGAAGCUCCAACAGUUCAGCUGAUUUACUAGAGAUGAUUGCUCGACAAAGAAAAGCGACAGCAACGGCUACAAACUCACCUAGCGGCUCACACUCCAUCCUAUUGAAUGAAGAUCUGGACACGCAUCAUCAUAGCUGGACAGGGGACUCAUUGACCGCUGGCGGAAGCCUCUCAUCAUCUUAUGAGCAGCUAUCCAACAGCAGUAUGAAUUUAACAGACAUGAUGAUGAUGGACCCCUCUGCUUGCCUUUUUGAUGCACCCGCAAACCAAGUGCCCACUCGAUCUCUGUGGCUGGGCCAGCUUGAAUUGACGCACCAAACGACAAAUGAACUGCAAAUGAUCUUCUCUAAAUUUGGCAUCAUUGAAAGCAUCCGUAUUUUGCCUGAUCGUGAAUGCGCCUUUAUCAACUUCACCACCGUGGAAGAAGCACUUAGAGCGAGAGAUGCUGUUGUCAACAAGAUGGGAAGCAGACUUUAUGCUCAUUCCAUGUCAACGGUCAAAGUUGGAUUUGGCAAACCGGACGCUGUACCACUCAACUCUGGCACAUCUUCACCGACAGCCACACCGACAGCGGCCAUCAACAGCCUUGCUAUGACAGCAGCAGCAACAGCAGCAGCAGCUAAUGAAAGCGCACAAGAGCCUACCAGAGCACUCUGGGUGGGUAACAUUCCAAUUCAUACGACACAGGCUGCCUUGGGCUCUGUAUUUUCUCCAUUUGGCAUGAUUGAAUCUAUCCGUGUUCUCAGUCAUAAGAACUGUGGCUUUAUCAAUUUCUUUCAUCAGGAGGACGCCAUCAAGGCAAAGAAGGCGCUGCAAAACAAGGAAAUCAUGGGUCCAGGCACUGGCACUGCUCGCAUUGGGUACGCAAAAGUGCCUGCAAUGAAAUCGCAACACAACGGCAACAACACAACGACGACAACGACGACGACGACGACGACGACAUCGAUGGGUGGUGUUGGUGGCCUUGUGGGUUCGCAUUGCGAUGUUGCUACUGGCUUCCAAUCAAGCUCAUCAGCAAUAACAACAACAACGAUGGUGGAUGUCACACAACAUCAUCAACAACAACAAAUGUUGGGAAAUUAUAAUGACAAACACAGUCAAUGGCAUCAAACACCUCAGGAACAGCAGCAAAUGAUGCUUUAUAUGAUGGAAAUGAUGGGCAAUGCAAGUAACAACUCUAGUGCAAAUGUCUUUUCGGCAGUUGUCGCUGAGCGCAAGUUGAUCAUGCAAGACUUUGGUGAAGAUGAUUCGGAUGGUCCGAUCUUUGACGGACUUCAUUUACCUCAAAAUUACUACCACAGCAUCCCGGCUGCUCCAGAACUAGGCCAGUCAAGAAAAGUCGAUAUUUCACGCCUUCGAGACAUCCGAAAGAGACUAGACACGGGCCAUAUAUCCACCAAGGAACUGGAAGUCAUUGCUAUUGAAUGCGUAGAUGAGUUGGUCGAAUUAUGCAGUGAUUAUAUUGGCAACACGGUGAUCCAGAGGCUAUUUGAACGAUGCUCUGAAAUCACGAAAUCCAUCAUGCUGGAAACUGUAGCACCGUUUCUAGCCUCGAUUGGUGUCCACAAAAACGGAACAUGGGCCGCUCAAAAGAUUAUUGACACCAGCAGACUACCAGCACAGAUUUCCCUCAUAUGUGGCCACAUUAAACCUUAUGUUCCUGCCCUAUUAUUAGAUCAGUUUGGGAAUUAUGUUGUUCAGUGCUGUUUGGGUCUGGGGCCUAAUCUCAAUCAAUUUAUAUUUGAUGCCAUUGUUGAUUCGUGUUGGAAGAUUGCACAAGGCAGAUUUGGUGCACGAGCAGUUAGGGCAACAUUGGAAAGUCCACAUGUGACAAAAAGACAACAGAAAUAUGUAGCUGCCUCGCUUGUGCAACAUGCCUUGCUGUUAGCCACGAAUGCAAAUGGAGCACUUUUGUUGAUUUGGCUGCUGGAUACAUCAGGCAUACCAGGCCGCUAUCGAGUUCUAGCCCCACGCUUAUUGCCUCACCUCUCCAAGCUCUGCACUCACAAAUUGGCGUCUUUGACUGUCCUCAAGCUCAUCAAUCAAAGGCAGGAGCCAGAAGCACGCGUGCUCAUUUUGGACGCCCUGUUCUUUAGCACCACUGCUUACAACAACAACAGUAACACCAGUAGCAACAGCAGCAGUAACAGCAGCAUGCAUAAUGAAGUGCCCCCCUUGAUCGACCAAGUGCUUCAUGACCAAGUGCACGGUGUAAGUCUUGUUCAAAAGAUCCUUUCCAGCUCCUAUAUUGAGCUAAGAGAGAGACAACGCAUUGCCGAACGGGUGAAACACAUACUAUGCAAAUUGAAACUGCAACAUGUUCAAGGCUACAAGCGUCUGAUGGAGGAGAUCAAUAUGGUUAUGAUGGAUUCCACUCCCGGCGCAAGCUUGGGCGUGGCAUUACCUGGGCAAUUCUCUAUCAACCCUAGCCUGGCUGCUGUUCUACAGGCUAAAUACAGGAUCAAUGAUGAAGAUGGCGUCAAUAACGAGGAUCAAACAGCGGCCAUGAUGGCCAACUUUUAUGCUGCAGCAGCGGCAGCAGCAGCCGCAACCACAGGUGGCGCUAGUCAUAGCCAUACUGCCCAUUCAACCAUUCAUUUUGGAGAUUCCGAGGAAACUACUCGACAAUAA